ACCUAUAGACAAUUAUAGAGCGGUGUCCGGUUAUCAAAUCAUAUGUUUAUUUAUGUAGGUUGCUCUAUGGUCUAUGGUUUGAUUGGGUGUUGAGGAGAUGUUUGUUGCGUGUUGAUUUUGAUUGCAAGUACGGAGGUCGCGGAAUGCUGUUUGUUGUUAUUAAUUUCUAAGUGAUUACCAAUACAAGCUACACAAGAAAGAUGGCGCCAAUGCGUGGAGAACGCGGAGGCUCGCCAGCGCGAGGCGCCCGGCCCGCCCUGCCUCUGCCGCGGCGGCUGAUCCGCCAGAUUGCUCGCCACGUCGCGUCCAGCGGCCGCUCGCUGCGCCGCCUCGAGGUCUCCGGGAGGGUCAUAGACAACUUCGACGACAUCGACGACGCGUCGGACGAGUCGGAUCUCGAAGCGCCACAACCGGCAGUGGCGUGUGGCGGUAACGCCGGCAAUCUGCCCCCAGCCGACCACGAUGACGACCUUACCAGCCUCAGCUGGUUACAAGACAGAAAUCUACUACGAGGUAUAAAUCUAACAAAAAGCGAUAUGGAAGACUCAAAAAUGAUUGCCAGCCAAGUGGUAAUAAAGUCAGAAAUAUCGAAAACCCCCCCGCCCGUCGCUCGCUUGCCCUCCCCCCCUCGGACGCCUUGCAAGGCGCCGCCCUCACCGCCCGCGCCCGCCCACACCAAGCCGCCAUAUUCCUUCUCCUGCCUAAUCUUCAUGGCCAUAGAAGCGGCCCCUGCAAGAGCAUUGCCCGUGAAAGAGAUAUACGCGUGGAUCGUCCGACAUUUCCCAUACUUCAAGAACGCGCCGCAGGGAUGGAAGAACAGUGUGCGGCAUAAUCUCUCGUUGAACAAGUGCUUCCAUAAGGUCGCUGCUGCGCCAGGUCUCGGCAAAGGUUCCCUUUGGACGGUGGAUCCACAGCACCGAGCGACAUUUUUACAGACACUAGGCCGGCAGCCGAUCCCGCCGGCGCCGCCGGACUCGCCGCCGCCGUGCAAGAACGCGCCGGAUCCGCAACUGUUUCCGUUCCUGGCGCGCCGGCUACAGGCUUCCCCGCCGCCCACGCCGCCGCCGCCGCCGGGUGCCGACGAAUAUCGCGCCGCCGCUACGGUGUUGGCGAUGAAAUAUGGGCCUGCUGUGCUCGAUCAGGUUAAAGUAGCUUAUGCCAUAGCGCGGCGGCUGCAGGCUUCCCCGGCACCGCCGAGUGCCGACGAGUAUUCCGCCGCGUAUUCCGCCGCUGCUACGGUGCUAGCGAUGAAGUAUGAACCUGCUGUGCUCGAUCAGCGCGGCGACUGCACGCGCGACGAGUAUCGCGCCGCCGCUACGGUGUUGGCUCUGAAGUAUGAACCUGCUGUGCUCGAUCAGGGUAAAGUAGAUAAUGCUAUAGAGCGCUGCCUACAAGCCUCCCCGCCGCCCACGCCGCAGCCGCCGCCCGGCGCCGACGAAUACCGCGCCGCUGCUACGGUCUUAGCGAUGAAAUAUGGGCCUGCUGUGCUUGAUCAGACCUCCCCGCCGCCCACGCCGCCGCCGCCGCCGCCGCCCGGCGCUGAUGAAUAUCGCGCCGCCGCUACGGUGCUGGCUAUGAAGUAUGGACCUGCUGUGCUCGAUCAGCUGCCGCCAGCGGCGCACCUCGUAAUAUCCCGCUGUGCGCGCGACGAGCAUUCGUACAGCGUCGGCGAAGAGCGCCGCACGGCCGAGGCGCUUCUCAACCUCGCCGGCCUCAAGACAAGUGACGACGCUGAUGAGGUGACGCAGAACAGUUUUAAGCUAACCAGUGAACGCACGCGCAAGCCCCGCCCACAGGAGACAAGUGACGACGCUGAUGAGGUGACGCAGAACAGUUUUAAGCUAACCAGUGAACGCACGCGCAAGCCCCGCCCACAGAAGACAAGUGACGACGCUGAUGAGGUGACGCAGAACAGUUUUAACCUAACCAGUGAACGCACGCGCAAGCCCCGCCCACAGGAGACAAGUGACGACGCUGAUGAGGUGACGCAGAACAGUUUUAAGCUAACCAGUGAACGCACGCGCAAGCCCCGCCCACAGGAGACAAGUGACGACGCUGAUGAGGUGACGCAGAACAGUUUUAAGCUAACCAGUGAACGCACGCGCAAGCCCCGCCCACAGGAGACAAGUGACGACGCUGAUGAGGUGACGCAGAACAGUUUUAAGCUAACCAGUGAACGCACGCGCAAGCCCCGCCCACAGGAGACAAGUGACGACGCUGAUGAGGUGACGCAGAACAGUUUUAAGCUAACCAGUGAACGCACGCGCAAGCCCCGCCCACAGAAGACAAGUGACGACGCUGAUGAGGUGACGCAGAACAGUUUUAACCUAACCAGUGAACGCACGCGCAAGCCCCGCCCACAGAAGACAAGUGACGACGCUGAUGAGGUGACGCAGAACAGUUUUAACCUAACCAGUGAACGCACGCGCAAGCCCCGCCCACAGAAGACAAGUGACGACGCUGAUGAGGUGACGCAGAACAGUUUUAACCUAACCAGUGAACGCACGCGCAAGCCCCGCCCACAGAAGACAAGUGACGACGCUGAUGAGGUGACGCAGAAUAGUUUUAACAUAACCAGUGAACGCAAGCGCAAGCCCCGCCCACAGAAGACAAGUGACGACGCUGAUGAGGUGACGCAGAACAGUUUCAACCUAACCAGUGAACGCACGCGCAAGCCCCGCCCACAGAAGACAAGUGACGACGCUGAUGAGGUGACGCAGAACAGUUUCAACCUAACCAGUAAACGCAAGCGCAAGCCCCGCCCACAGAAAACAAGUGACGACGCUGAUGAGGUGACCCUCGCUAACCAGAGCACUUCUAAGCUAACCAUUGAACGUCCCCGCGCGCGAUGCACUCGCAAGCCCCGCCCACAGAAAACAAGUGACGACGCGAAUAAUCAGGUUACUCUUGCUAAUCAGAACAGUUCUAACCUAACCAGUAAACGCCCCCGUGCGCAACGCACGCGCAAGCCCCGCCCACACGAAACAAGUGACGACGCGAAUAAUGAGGAUGUAAUAAUGCCGUUAUACCGCCAUUAA
Molecule: messenger RNA, 3038 nt
Organism: Ostrinia nubilalis (European corn borer)
Lineage: Eukaryota; Metazoa; Arthropoda; Insecta; Lepidoptera; Crambidae
Product: proteoglycan 4-like
Exons: 14
Coding region: 201-3038 (945 amino acids)
Biological process (GO): regulation of DNA-templated transcription
Cellular component (GO): nucleus
Molecular function (GO): DNA-binding transcription factor activity; cis-regulatory region sequence-specific DNA binding
Source: RefSeq, a predicted model, not a curated record